This is a messenger RNA of Fonsecaea pedrosoi CBS 271.37, 633 nucleotides long. RefSeq lists its product as uncharacterized. Lineage: Eukaryota; Fungi; Ascomycota; Eurotiomycetes; Chaetothyriales; Herpotrichiellaceae. The record is from RefSeq and is a predicted model, not a curated record. Bases 1 to 633 code for a protein of 210 amino acids. The transcript has a single exon.
AUGUUUGACUACCCGGAAAACAACGUGUGCUGGCCAUUACUAGCUUUCGCUUAUGAGGCUAGCGAUAACCCUGUGGCCAAGAAAAACUUCGUACGAGACGCACAAGAGACACUCGUCAUGCUGAUUGACAGGGGGGUCCAAGUCGAUGGCACUUGCGGCCCUUUGGGAGGUGUACUGCACUAUAUCGCAAGAAGACCACUUUCUCAGGGGACGGAUAAUACCAUGGAAAUAAUUGACGUCCUUGUGGAAAGAGGUGUGAAUAUCAAUCAACUUGGUCCACAGGGCACACCUCUGGAGCUUUUGUGGAAACUUGCCAAUACAAAGAAGUACUCAGACAAAUUCUGCGCCUACAGCUAUCGCAUAUUGAUACGCGCGCUCAUUGACCGUAGGGCGGUCGACACACGUAAAGAUCCGAAUGGCCUAGGACCUUCGGUGAUCCAGAUGCAGUUGUUUGGCUGCAACAAGACUGAUGAAAAGGAGUGCAGGCGAUUUUAUCAAAUAGGACCACGCGAUGGGGGGUCGAUAUGGCCGGGGCCAGUGCCACUGCAUCCGGAUGAUGGGGAGGUGGAACGUUUUAGAGAUGUUCCCUUUGACGAGGCAAUCAGAGAGUACCGUGCGGCCAUGGACUGCUAA